UUGCAACAGUUGGUUCGUGGAAGCAAAUGAAAGACAACUCUCUCUCUUUCUCUCGUCUCUCUCUACAAAAAGUUAAUCACUCCGCGUGAACAAAAUCGCAAGAGAAAAUGACCCCAAUUUGCUGCUUUUUUUGCAGGAGUCGACAAACGCACGCUGUGUCGGUUUCCCCCUUGUAUGGCUUAGCUCUUUUGUGCUGAUUUGUUUGUUUGGUGGGGUAGUUUACCCAAGUUUUUUGACGGAGUUUUCAUACUUUGAUGCUCAUGAAUGUUCCUUCAAUGUUGACAUUUAUUAUUAUUAUUAUUUUUUUGUUUUACUGAUGCUGAUGGAUUGAGUGGAGCAAAGAUCCAUGUGGUAAACGCCUUUCUUUUUGUUUCUUUUGACUACAAUUUGAAGAAGCGGUAGAGGAUUUGGUGAAUAACCCACAAGCAUAUCUUGAUGAUUGGGUAUUCAAUUUUCUGAUUUUAGUUGUGUGGUACAGUAGGGCAUAACCUAUAUAAAACUCAGAAUUUGUUGUUCAAAAAAGUUCAUAAAUUGAUUCAUAAACAGGGUUUGAAGUUUAGGCCUACAAUUUUCUAGCUUAGAGAAAACACCCACGAGGUUUUUGUGUGAGGGCAUUAGUUGGGUUGGAUUGCUUUGUCAAUAGUUGAAGUUGAUUGUAAUUGGAGAAGAUGGUUGAGAGUACUAAGGGGAUGGCGGAAAAUGUGUACCCAAAUGGGUUAAUUCACAACUCAAAUGGGUCAACAGAAGAGAAGGUUGAUGAGCUUCGUCGCCUUUUAGGGAAAGCUGAUGGUGAUACUUUGAGGAUUGUCGCAGUUGGGGCAGGUGCUUGGGGUAGUGUUUUUGCUGCAAUGUUGCAGGACAGCUAUGGUCACCUUCGAGACCAGGUUCAGAUUAGGAUAUGGAGAAGACCUGGAAGAUCUGUUGAUAGAGGGACAGCCGAGCACCUAUUUGAGGUGAUAAACUCAAGGGAAGAUGUGUUGAGGAGACUGAUUAGGCGCUGUGCAUAUUUGAAGUAUGUGGAGGCAAGAUUAGGUGACCGUACCCUAUAUGCAGAUGAGAUUUUGAAAGAUGGGUUUUGCUUGAAUAUGAUUGACACACCACUUUGCCCUUUAAAGGUUGUCACCAACUUGCAGGAGGCUGUGUGGGAUGCUGAUAUUGUGGUGAAUGGCUUGCCAUCAACAGAAAUCCGUGGGGUAUUUGAAGAAAUUAAUAGGUAUUGGAAGGAAAGAAUUACAGUGCCAAUAAUCAUUUCACUGGCAAAAGGUAUAGAGGCCGAAUUGGAGCCUGAACCACGUAUUGUAACUCCAACUCAAAUGAUCAACCGGGCAACUGGAGUUCCCAUGGAGAAUAUUCUCUAUCUCGGGGGACCAAAUAUUGCAUCAGAGAUUUACAACAAGGAAUAUGCUAAUGCUCGGAUAUGCGGAGCUGAAAAGUGGAGAAAACCACUAGCAAGGUUCCUGAGGCAGCCCCAUUUUGUCGUGUGGGAUAAUGGUGAUCUUUUCACUCAUGAAAUUAUGGGUGGCUUAAAGAAUGUCUAUGCCAUUGGAGCUGGUAUGGUAGCAGCUCUGACUAAUGAGAGUGCCACCAGCAAAUCUGUAUACUUUGCACACUGUACAUCAGAGAUGAUAUUUAUUACUCAUCUCUUGUCCAAAGAACCAGAGAAGCUUGCAGGUCCCUUGUUGGCUGACACUUACGUAACCUUGUUGAAAGGUCGUAAUGCAUGGUACGGCCAGCAGUUGGCUAAAGGGGAAUUGAGCCUUGACAUGGGUGACAGCAUCAAGGGAAAGGGGAUGAUUCAGGGUGUCUCUGCUGUGAAAGCUUUUUAUGAACUGCUGAGUCAGUCCCAUUUAAGCAUCCUACAUCCAGAAGAAAACAAGCCUGUUGCUCCAGUUGAGCUUUGCCCCAUCUUGAAGACACUAUAUAAAAUGCUAAUUACGAGGGAGCUUUCUUUACAGGCCAUCCUUCAAGCACUGAGGGAUGAAAACAUGAAUGAUCCACGAGAACGCAUUGAAAUAGCACAAAGUCAUGUUUUCUACAGACCUUCACUUCUUGGGCAGGAGCCUUAGAUGACAGAUAUGCCUCUAUUGACUGCAACCUUUGUAAUUCACUGCGGAUGAAUGAGAACUUAUUUGAGCCGUCAUCUUGGAAGGAUCUGUGGUAGAAUGCUCUGAAGGAGUUACCAUGUUGGACAAAAGUUGUGUUGCACUAUAUAACUAAAAAAUGUUUGCUUGUUUGUUCGUUCUCAAUUACUGGUUGAAGAUCUGCUAGUAAGAUUGAAAAUUUUGGAAGCAAACUUGUUCUUGGUGAUUGUGUACACGCUUGUGUUACAUGUUUCAUGUUG
Camellia sinensis is the source of this 2341-nucleotide messenger RNA. RefSeq names its product putative glycerol-3-phosphate dehydrogenase [NAD(+)] 1, cytosolic. NCBI's taxonomy places the organism in Eukaryota, Viridiplantae, Streptophyta, Magnoliopsida, Ericales, Theaceae. The record is from RefSeq and is a predicted model, not a curated record. Gene Ontology annotation, biological process: carbohydrate metabolic process; glycerol-3-phosphate catabolic process. Gene Ontology annotation, molecular function: glycerol-3-phosphate dehydrogenase [NAD(P)+] activity; NAD binding. Gene Ontology annotation, cellular component: cytosol.